AUGAGGCUCAGGCUCAAACCAUUACUGGCGGCAGCAUGCUCCAGACCCGCGAGGCCCUCUCACUUUGAGGCUUGGUUGGCACCACUAGUCCGAGAUGUAACGACAUGCAGGCGGUUUCAGUCGCAUCAAAGCACACAAAAGCGUUCGGAACCAUUGCGCAUUCUAUUUUGCGGCUCCGAUGAGUUCAGUAGCGCCAAUCUCAGGGCUCUACAUGAGGAGCAGCUCAGAAACCCGGGCCUCAUUGAGUCCAUCGAUGUAGUUGUCCGUCCGGGGAAGCGAGUGGGAAGGGGCAAUAAGAAAAUACAGCACCCUCCGAUCAGGGAUGUAGCCACAGAGCUAAAGCUCACGAUUCAUGAGCGCGACACGUUCACAGGCUGGACUAUGCCCACAAACAUCAACCUCAUCAUCGCCGUGUCCUUUGGCCUCUUCGUGCCGGCGCGUCUGCUGCGCGCAGCCCGGUACGGGGGACUCAAUGUGCACCCGUCGCUGCUGCCCGAGUUCCGGGGCGCCGCGCCGCUGCACCACGCACUGCUCGCCGGCCGCGCGGCCACGGGCGUGACGCUGCAGACGCUCGACGACCGCACCUUUGACGCCGGUGUCGUGUUGGCCCAGACCCCGCUGAGUGAUGGCUCUCUCUUUGCCAUUCCCCCGGGCUGUACCGUUCCCGAGCUGCAAGCCGGGCUCACGCCCCUGGCUACCGAGAUGCUCGUCAGCAGCCUGCGCGAGGGCCGCCAUGUUCCGCCGCACCGUGCCGUGGGCUGGCAGCAGCAACAACAGCAGCAGCAGCAAGAUGGUUCUGCUUCUGGCUCCGAAACGCCCAAAGGACUGCUGCCAGACGCAACGGCCUGGGCGCCCAAGAUCACGCCACAGAUGCGGCAACUCGUGCCUCCAUCUGACCAGGCGUCCCCAGCCUGGACUGCCCGCCAAACGGUGCUUCGGCAGCGUGUCAUUGGACCUCUGUGGUGCAAGGCUCGGGAAGCGCAUGGCAAGGUCAAACGGGUUAUUGUGGACGAUGCAAUGGAAGAAGUCGCCGUGCCAGAAAGUGAUGUGUUCAAUCCUGAAAAGGGCCUCUACAAGAAACUCCAGAUCCAUCGCUCGAGUGGCCGCCCGGCCCUUGAUGAGCAAGGAGGAGAGGAUUCGAUCGUUUCCGUCAUUUUUUGGGUCCCGCAUGACAGUGAGGAUAUAUAUCUCGUCGAGUCCCAAACAGCAGCUCUGAAAAUAGGCCGACUGAAAAUCGAAGGAGACAAGGCGAAGCCGGCGACUGUGGCCUUGGCACAUUUCGAGAGCGAAGUGGUUGAACAGAACAUGAUAGAUGCUCAGUAUGUAUUGAGGUGA
Messenger RNA from Pestalotiopsis fici W106-1, 1335 nucleotides. RefSeq lists its product as uncharacterized. Gene Ontology annotation, molecular function: methionyl-tRNA formyltransferase activity. The transcript has 3 exons. The record is from RefSeq and is a predicted model, not a curated record. Gene Ontology annotation, cellular component: mitochondrion. Gene Ontology annotation, biological process: conversion of methionyl-tRNA to N-formyl-methionyl-tRNA; biosynthetic process. The coding region runs from base 1 to 1335 and encodes 444 amino acids. Lineage: Eukaryota; Fungi; Ascomycota; Sordariomycetes; Amphisphaeriales; Sporocadaceae.